AUACAGUACAGGGGAAGUCUCUCAAUCCUAUAGUGAUGCUCGCCGGCGCACAAUAUAGAGUGAUGACUCCAGGGCUUCUGCGACAUGUAUAAAAAGGGGGGGACCGGGCUUGAUGCCCAAGCUGUACAUCUGCAGUCAUCUCGGCAAUACCAUGACCAUGGGAAGGAUCAUCUUCUACGAGGACCGCAACUUCCAGGGUCGCUCCUAUGAGACCAGCAGCGACUGCCCCGAGCUGACCACCUACCUGAGCAGGUGCAACUCCUGCCGGGUGGAGAGCGGCCUCUUCGUGGUCUAUGAGAAGCCCAACUUCAAGGGACACCAGGUGCUGGUCAGGAGGGGCGAGUAUCCCGACAGCCAGCGUCUGAUGGGAAUUAAUACGAGCGACUGCAUCAGAUCCUCUCGUAUGAUCCCGCUGCACAGAGGACAGUUCCGAGUGAGGAUCUACGAGAAGGAGAACUUUGGAGGCCAGAUGCACGAACUGACCGACGACUGCGACAACGUGGACCGUCUGCGCAUGUCCGACUGUCAGUCCUGCAACGUGAUGGAGGGCCACUGGUUGAUUUUUGAGCAGCCCAACUUCCGGGGCAGGAUGCUGUACCUGAAGCCCGGCGAGCACCGCAACCUCCGCGAGCUGGGAGCCAGCGGCAUCAUCCGACUGAGCUCCAUCCGACGCAUCACAGACACCUGUUAGCUUACUCUCUCGUUUGUUGAAUAAAGCAAGUUGAAAUUUGAA
Messenger RNA from Hippocampus zosterae (dwarf seahorse), 733 nucleotides. Its product is annotated as gamma-crystallin M3-like. Gene Ontology annotation, biological process: lens development in camera-type eye; visual perception. The transcript is spliced from 3 exons. NCBI's taxonomy places the organism in Eukaryota, Metazoa, Chordata, Actinopteri, Syngnathiformes, Syngnathidae. Gene Ontology annotation, molecular function: structural constituent of eye lens. Bases 113 to 691 code for a protein of 192 amino acids. The record is from RefSeq and is a predicted model, not a curated record.